Zootermopsis nevadensis is the source of this 3320-nucleotide messenger RNA. It is a transcript of the gene Rgl, whose product is annotated as Ral guanine nucleotide dissociation stimulator-like. Gene Ontology annotation, cellular component: plasma membrane. Gene Ontology annotation, biological process: Ras protein signal transduction. The record is from RefSeq and is a predicted model, not a curated record. Gene Ontology annotation, molecular function: guanyl-nucleotide exchange factor activity. Lineage: Eukaryota; Metazoa; Arthropoda; Insecta; Blattodea; Termopsidae.
CGUGUUUGACUCGGGAGGAUCGCGAGGUGGUUCUUCGCACGAUUCCGGCAGACAGUUGCUAAUAUUGCCCAGUGCUACAAGUGCAUAGCUUGAAUCAUCUGUUGUUUCGUCAGUGAAAUAUAUUUAGAGCAUUUCCAUAUUACGGCUACACUUGAAAGGAAUCCAUUUAAUUGUACCGUAAUUUAAAAAUCAGACUUUACAUUGACUAUUAGCUUGUUCGUGGUUUGUGCUUGUGUAUGUUGUUACUUCGUUGGAAAUUGUGAAGGUGAAUGUGAGGAAUAUUGUUUCACGAAACUGAACGUUUUUGUGCUAUUGUCAACUGUGCAAGCUGUAAAUACAGAUUGUUUUAAACUGACUUGAACUUGUGAUUCAUGUUUUGAGAGAUAUAUGCACAUUAUUGCCGGUGUUCUUUGAAAGGCUUUUGUGUUAUGCUGAUAAAUGCAUUUUUUUUGGUAAAAUCUGGUUGUCUUUCGGAGCUCAUUUGGCGUAACGGAAUGAUAAAAUAUGGCGACUUUCUAAUUUCGUAAAGGUGGAUAGUCAGUGACGUGAAGAAGCCAUAACCUUGUGUUUCUCACGGGGUCUAAAACUGCCACAGAAUAUAUGGCUUAUCCAACUUUUCGUGGAAUAUCUAAACUUAUCUCUAAUCGGGAAUUAAAUUUAUGAGUCGAUUGUGAAUACCCAACAUUUGUUAUCGAGGACAACAAAAGAAAAUUAAUUGGUGUUUUUUAUCUCGAGUCUCUCAAUUAUCAUUUAUUUAAAAGUAAUCGGAUCGUGUUUCACCACGGAUGAUGCGAAGAGACUAUCAAAGGACUUGAUGCUGUGGCCUGGAGCUAUCUUCCCUGUGGACUUGUACCGCGGCGCUAAGACUUGUGUGGGCGAACGUUCUGGCGUCCUGACGUUGCCCAGGCAACGUAAUGGCGAGGAACACAACAGAUUCCGUGGCAUGUUGCUUCCUUGCCCGUGUACGGGUCCGCCCCGCAUGGCAAAUAAUCGCGACAAGCAGCGGGCAAAGACACAGUGGUACAUUAAGCAGCCUACGUGGAGACUGUGGGGUGAGGAACGGGUGGACGGAGCGAUUUAUACGGUCUACCUCAAGAAGGUGCGAUACCAUCGGCCCACCAAGAGUGUCUCAUCUGACUCUGAUGAUGAGAUCUCACAUCUGGAGUGGGAAACCGUCCGUGUGAGAUUUGUGAAAGCGGGCACUCUAGAGAAACUUGUGGAAAGCCUUGCAACAGAUGAUGGUGAAUUGGAAUCAACAUAUAUUAAUGUGUUCCUCACUACAUACCGCACUUUUGCAACUGCCAAGCAAGUCUUGAUGCUGCUCCUUGACAGGUAUGAACAGCUGGCCAAUGACAAGCUGGACUUACCCGAGAUGGUCAUGGAGCAGCAUCGAAAGACGUUAGUGUUGGCGCUGCAUGUGUGGCUAGAUUCCUACCCUGAAGACUUUCGUGCACCCCCUACACAUCCCACACUCCACCAGCUGCUCUAUUUCUGCCGUCAGCAUCUGCCUGAAUCUGAGAUUGAGGUGAAGGUACGACAUCGGCUGGACAGGUUCAGCAAGGAAGACCAGAUGUUGGAUUCUUGUCUGAUGUAUUCAAAUUCAAGUCUGCCAAACUUCAGUCCUCCAGCACUGGCUAACGGACACUCUGCCGUAGCUGUGCCAUCUCCAUACCUGUUUCCUGAUGUGCCAGAGUGCCACUUUGCAGAACAGCUCACCAGGAUGGACAUGGCAUUAUUCAAGAAGUUGGUGCCACACCAGUGUCUGGGUGCUAUAUGGUCCCGUCGUGACAAGAACCGAAGUCAUGAGGCAGCUACUGUGCUGGCAACAGUGAACCAGUUUAAUGCAGUCUCUCUUCGUGUGAUCAGCACUGUACUCAUGGAUCCUGAUAUUCGGCCCAGUGAACGAGCUCGAGUCAUCACCACAUGGAUCGACAUAGCACAGGAGUUACGGGUGUUGAAGAAUUUCUCAUCUCUCAAAGCAAUUAUUUCGGGUCUGCAAUCAAACCCAGUCUACAGGUUACAGAGGACAUGGCAGGCCAUGCCACGAGAGAAGGUGGAACUGUUUGAGGAGCUGGCCCGAAUAUUUAGUGAAGACAACAAUCAGUGGGCACAACGAGAGUUGCUGAUGCGUGAGGGUACAGCCAAAUUUGCAGACACGGUGGGAGAAAAUGAUCGCCAGCUUCAAAAGGUUUUUCAGCGACAGUUAAACAAUAGUGGGAACAUCAGCCAUGGUACAAUUCCUUAUUUGGGAACAUUCCUCACAGACCUGACAAUGAUUGACACGGCUAUUCCCGACACUGUCAUGGAUGGCCUUAUAAACUUUGAUAAGAGAAGGAAAGAAUUUGAAGUAUUAGCACAGAUUAAGCUUCUGCAGGGGGCUGCAAAUGCAUAUAACUUACCUGAUGACCCAGCAUUUGACCGCUGGUUUGACUCCAUUCUUGUGCUUGAUGACCGUGAAGCAUAUGAACUCUCAUGUAUGAUAGAGGCACCUGUACCAGGUCAGGGGCAAGGCAGUGCUGGCACCACUAGGGAGCUGAGACACAAGAGGCGAGCAGGGUUGGGUCACCGUAAGAAUGACUCUAUUGCAAGCACAUCGAGCAGCUCUAGCAGUCAGUUUUAUUGUGACCUCGACAGCCUCCCCUCCUCACCACACAACUCGCUGGACAGAAAGGCAUCUCCAUCACAAAUGUCAUCAUCUUCAAGUAGUUCGUCACUUCCAUCUUUAGAUGCAUCAAUGAGCAGCAGCAAUACUAACACAUCUGCGGCUAACAGCACUGCCAGUCGGACAUUAACUGUGCCUGGACAGUCACCAGCGUCAAAACCUCAACACGACUUCUACAUUAUUCGUGUUACAGUUGAGACAAGCUCUGUUGAGACAGAUGGUAUUGUGCUUUACAAGAGCAUCAUGUUGAGCAACAAUGAGCGAACUCCACAAGUCAUUCGUAAUGCAAUGUUGAAACUUGGUUUGGAGGGAAAUCCAGAUAGCUACACAUUAGCCCAGGUUUUGCCUGAUAAAGAACUGGUUCUUCCACCAAAUGCAAAUGUUUACUAUGCUGUCAACACAGCUUUUAAUCUAAAUUUUAUUCUGAGACCUAAGAGGUGUAAUCCAUUGGAUGUUGUAGCUCCUGGUAGAGCCAAACCUACCAAGAAGUCUCCUCUUGCAACAUGAAGUUCAGUAAUGUUGUUAUGAGGUAAAUCAAGUGAAUUGUUAUUGGUAUUUCUGCAACGAAUCCUGGUGAUAGAGGAGGUAUAAGUGUAAUUCCAGGUCAGAGCAUCCAACAUUCACCAUGCUAUGUCUGCUGGAUUUGUCAGUAUAUGUU